CUUUUUUUUCUCUUUUCUUUUUUUCAUAUGUUUUCAACUAUUUGAAUGUGUGUUUUUCAAUGUAAACCUGUUCUUGGUUUCUUACCAAUACGAUUUAUACGCAUCUUCAAUAAAAGACACACUUCAACUUCCAAUCUUGAUAAAAAGAAAAAGUCAACCUUUGGUAAUACGUCAAUUCAACAAAAGUUUUCAAUGGAACAAAAAGAAACCUCAUCUUCUUCCAAGCAACUUCAAGGUAGUAGAGAAGAACAUUCAACUCAUGAUAAAAAAUACCGUCAUUUAAGAUCACGAUCAUCCCAGCAGUACAAAAAGUCAAGGCCUACUCAUUUUUUAUCAUUUCCAAUUGUGUCACCUUCUGUUGCUAGCAAUUACUCAAGAUUAUUACUUGAAUCACCCUCCAUGCCGUCAUCUUUGGACCCUCUUGCUGUGAUUCCAUAUGAAAACUUACAUAUCACUUUGGGUGUCCUUCAUUUACCAACUCAAGAAGAUGUCUUACAAGCAACAAAUCUAUUACGUGAUCAUUGUGCCAAUAACGUCAUUCAACAACCUCUUGUGAUUGAUCUUCAUGGACUGGACGUGAUGCAAGCCAAUCCAAAAAUUGCCCAUGUGCUUUACGCUCGAGUUCGGGAUAGAUCACAAACAAGAUUCUUUCAUGGUUUAUGUGAUUCCUUACGUCAAAUAAUGAUAAAUUCAGGUUAUAUGGAAAAAGAACAUCGUCCAUUCAAACCUCAUGUUACUUUAAUCAAUACAAUCUAUGGCAAAAAUUUACCACCCCCACCCCCACCAUCAUCAUCAACAGUUUUAGCCGUAGAAGAAGAAGAAACAUGUCGCGAUACCAGUAUGGAAGGUAGGAAUGGAUUUAGUCGAACAAUAAUGACAACAUCAUCAACAACAACAAGAACAAUAACAACAGAAACUGAAACAUCAAAUGAUCCCAAUAAACGAAAACGACAACGGAAAUCAAGGAAACCGUCAUUUGACGCCACACCUAUUUUGACAACCUUACAAGACAUCCAAUUAGGCACAGUUAGGUUAGAUAAUAUACAUUUAAUGAAAAUGGGCAGGACUGGGCCAUCAAAGACUUAUGAAACAAUCUCCUUUUUCCCUAUUUGAUGUAUGAAUAAAAAUGUGAUGAUGAAAUAUUUA
Messenger RNA from Halteromyces radiatus, 1146 nucleotides. Its product is annotated as AKAP7 2'5' RNA ligase-like domain-containing protein. The record is from RefSeq and is a predicted model, not a curated record. NCBI's taxonomy places the organism in Eukaryota, Fungi, Mucoromycota, Mucoromycetes, Mucorales, Cunninghamellaceae. The coding region runs from base 46 to 1113 and encodes 355 amino acids. Gene Ontology annotation, biological process: DNA alkylation repair; regulation of DNA-templated transcription. The transcript is spliced from 6 exons. Gene Ontology annotation, cellular component: nucleus.